CUAGUACAUAACACCAACACGCACUGUCUGCAGCGAGAGGCAAUCAUUUCUGAUUCACAUUACUGCUGACCCCUACUCUCUUGGAGCCACGAACGGCCAAUAUUUCAUCGAGUGUGUUCUUCGAGGUAGACUGAAUUACUGCGUCUAUCUUUUUUUUUUUAGCCUGACUUCUGUGUAAAUUAACAGCUGGAAAGUUGCUUCCCUUUUGUCAACGUGGGCAUCAGUUCCAUGAGCAUGGCGGAUUACUUAAUCAGUGGUGGUACAGGCUACGUCCCUGAAGAUGGACUCUCAGCUCAGCAGCUCUUCUCGAUUGGAGAUGGCCUUACAUACAACAGAUCUGACCAACAGUGCGUUGUCUCCGAUGGUCAUACGGCUGAAGAGCUAUGCUCUAAAGGAGAUGGGUUGACUUACAAUGACUUCCUGAUUUUACCUGGCUUCAUCGACUUUACCUCAGAUGAAGUGGACCUUACAUCGGCGCUGACCAGGAAGAUCACGUUGAAGACCCCUCUCAUUUCCUCCCCCAUGGACACUGUCACAGAGUCAGCCAUGGCGAUUGCUAUGGCGCUAAUGGGAGGCAUUGGUAUCAUUCACCACAACUGCACACCAGAAUUCCAAGCCAAUGAGGUCCGCAAGGUUAAGGUUAUGAGGUUUGAGCAGGGUUUUAUCACUGACCCAGUUGUGAUGAGUCCACGCCACACAGUUGGGGAUGUGUUUGAGGCCAAAGUAAGACAUGGAUUCUCUGGAAUACCUGUCACAGAGACAGGCAAAAUGGGCAGCAAACUGGUGGGCAUAGUCACCUCCAGAGAUAUCGACUUUCUUUCUGAAAAAGACCAUGACAAACCUUUGGAGGAGGCAAUGACAAAGAGGGAGGAGUUGGUAGUGGCUCCAGCCGGUGUUACACUGAAGGAAGCCAAUGAUAUUCUGCAGCGCAGUAAAAAGGGCAAGCUUCCCAUUGUAAAUAAUAAUGAUGAGCUGGUGGCCAUUAUUGCCAGGACAGAUCUGAAGAAGAACAGAGACUACCCGCUGGCCUCCAAAGACUCACGCAAACAGCUGCUGUGUGGCGCUGCCAUUGGCACCAGGGAGGACGACAAAUACAGGCUGGACCUGUUAGUGCAGGCUGGGGUGGAUGUCGUCGUACUGGACUCUUCGCAAGGCAACUCGGUGUAUCAAAUCAACAUGAUAAAUUAUAUUAAACAGAAGUAUCCUGAAUUGCAAGUGGCUGGAGGAAAUGUGGUUACAGCAGCCCAGGCCAAGAAUCUGAUCGAUGCUGGUGUCGAUGCUCUGAGAGUCGGCAUGGGCUGCGGCUCCAUCUGCAUCACACAGGAAGUCAUGGCAUGUGGGCGGCCUCAGGGGACCUCGGUGUACAAGGUAGCAGAGUACGCCAGGCGUUUCGGUGUGCCAGUCAUUGCUGACGGUGGCAUUCAGACUGUGGGCCAUGUGGUGAAGGCUCUGUCUCUUGGAGCAUCGACUGUUAUGAUGGGCUCGUUGCUAGCGGCAACCACUGAGGCUCCAGGAGAGUACUUCUUCUCAGACGGUGUGCGGCUGAAAAAGUACCGUGGAAUGGGCUCCCUGGACGCUAUGGAGAAGAGCACCAGCAGCCAGAAACGCUAUUUUAGUGAGGGCGACAAGGUGAAGGUAGCCCAAGGUGUGUCAGGCUCUGUCCAGGACAAGGGCUCCAUCCACAAGUUUGUACCUUACCUGAUAGCUGGUAUCCAGCACGGCUGCCAGGACAUCGGGGCAAAGAGUCUGUCUGUCCUCCGUUCCAUGAUGUACUCUGGAGAGCUGAAGUUUGAAAAGAGGACCAUGUCUGCACAGAUGGAGGGAGGAGUUCAUGGGCUCCACUCUUACGAGAAGCGGCUUUACUGAACGGGUGGAUGGAGUGCAGAUCAGCAGUGCACGUGGCAUGCCCAAUCUAACACUUACCAAAUGUAAUUGCCACUUCUGCUAGAAAUGCACACCACUCACUCUACACCCUGUCUGUCCUUCCCUACAUCAUAUCCACCGUUACACUCGCUCUGAUCCAAGCCAGCUGCUCUGGGGAGAAAAGAGGCAUCGUAGCGAAAUGAAAAUCUUCAAACUGACACCCGACCCUCAGAACACCUGGGAUUUUGCACUCAAGAAGCGGCGCAUCAGGGUUUUCAGAAUGACUUACACAACUGUAUCUUGAGUAUGCAGCUGAUCCCAAUUUUGGGUGCGUGUUGAUAGUAGUGAGAGAAUGAACUGUGCGUGUUUGGUGAAUUAAAUAUAGUGUCUGAAUGUGCGCUAUAGUAUAAAAGGUGUUGGGACAAAAAGUGAAGGUGCACUGUGUUUAUUUGUUCUGUUAAUAUUGGGGAGUCUAAAGCAGCCGUGGUGCAGAUCCCAUCAUCAUCUUUUUUUGGGAUCACGCUUACCAGCACACUCCCUGUCAGAAGCCUCUCACAUCCCAGUUCUUAAACACACUAGUAUGUACGUGCAGAAAACAAGACAAAACACUUGUCUAUGUGCAGUGAGUCGUAUCAUGGCAAUCUUUCUUUAUUUUGCAUUUUAAGUCAUCAGAGGUAUAAGCUACUUAAUGAACAGUAGCUGCUUAUUUGUCAGCACAUAUUGUUUACUUUCUGUAUUGUAGAUCCUGACGUACAAGAUAUUGGCCAUGGCAUUUAUCAUGUCAACUUUGUGUCCUCCAGUGUCCCCUACAAUCAGUAGACAGAACCCAGACCCGCAGGUUUACCACUGUGGACAUUCAUUUUCCCUUCAGAAACAUCUUGAGCCAAAUAAUCAGUUUCUCAUCUCAAUGCAGUGUUCAUAUGUUGAGCAUGGAAGGGACCAAAAGCUGAAGAUCAGGUAUGUUUAAAAGGAAAAAAAAAACUAAAAUAUAUCAAAUCAAUCCAAAAUAGUUCGUGAUGAGGAGAAUGAGAAUUUCUCUGCCUGUAAUUUGAGUACUUUGGAUAAAACAAACUUUAUAUUAAACCUGUAUAGUCUUGGGGGCUUUGAAUUGCGCAUGAGCAAGUGUUUUUGAUAUGCAUGUUUGUUUUUUCACGAAGCCAAACAUGGCUAUAUUUAUAUUCAACUUUAUUGUAAUUUGCAUACAUACUGCCAAGUGUAUUUAAACUUUCUGACACGUAUUCUUUUGUGACUUCAAAACCAAAAUUGGCGCAACAAGUUGCUUGUUACCUUAUUUGUUCAUUCCUGCGUUCUUACAGUGUGGCAUAGGUUCUCUUUGAUAAGUUUAUUUUAUUUGUUUCUUUUUGCCAGAGAAAUGCCUUGAAACGGGGAUGGAUAAAGGCUGCAGAUGACAGCUAAGAGAAAAUGUAUAAUGCUACACACCCUCUCACUUCCUUUUCUGACUUUGGAAACAGUAUCGCUGUGUUAUCGUUCAGCUUGAUGUCCUUUUGGACAGAUGUACAUUUUUUUUAAAUAAAAUGUCCCAGAUUGUAAGAAUUGAGUUGUUUACUGUAACGUGCUAAUAUAUUUUACCCUACUCAGGGUUCACUUCAGUAACAAAAGCGUUGCAAUUGGACAAAUUUGUAAAUGUAUAUGAAAAUAUAUAGAGAAAUGUAUACCUAUAUUCAAUUGGAAAUGAAGGCUGCUUGUUUUCAGUUUCUCAUCUAAAGAGAAUUCAGGUUUUUAAAAUGUCUCAUUUGUAAAGUACUGAGUCCUGUUAGUCCAUCUAAAAAGCACAAAUGUGGUGUUAAGUGAAAUAUUAGUUUUACAGGUUUGUUUUUGUGUUGUACUUUUUUAUGGUUUCUGCUUCAGUAUAUUGCAACAAUAAAGCAGCAGCCAGAACACAGUGGUAGCUUCUUUAAUCAUCAACCAUAACAAUAAGCAAGAGCUUUUUAGAUGGAUGGAAAAUACUCUGUAUUAGGUAUAUAUAUUCGUUAGGGGUUUUUGAGGAAUAUCACUUCAAAACAUGUUUACAGUAAAACACUCAUGGUUCAAUAUGGUAAAGAAGAAUAAAUAAAUAAAACUGUG
Messenger RNA from Siniperca chuatsi (mandarin fish), 3948 nucleotides. It is a transcript of the gene impdh1b, whose product is annotated as IMP (inosine 5'-monophosphate) dehydrogenase 1b. NCBI's taxonomy places the organism in Eukaryota, Metazoa, Chordata, Actinopteri, Centrarchiformes, Sinipercidae. The transcript has 17 exons. The coding region runs from base 229 to 1866 and encodes 545 amino acids. Gene Ontology annotation, biological process: GTP biosynthetic process. The record is from RefSeq and is a predicted model, not a curated record. Gene Ontology annotation, cellular component: cytoplasm. Gene Ontology annotation, molecular function: IMP dehydrogenase activity.